Astyanax mexicanus (Mexican tetra) is the source of this 6940-nucleotide messenger RNA. It is a transcript of the gene trappc10, whose product is annotated as trafficking protein particle complex subunit 10. The record is from RefSeq and is a predicted model, not a curated record. Gene Ontology annotation, cellular component: TRAPPII protein complex. The coding region runs from base 151 to 3960 and encodes 1269 amino acids. Gene Ontology annotation, biological process: early endosome to Golgi transport; intra-Golgi vesicle-mediated transport. Lineage: Eukaryota; Metazoa; Chordata; Actinopteri; Characiformes; Acestrorhamphidae. The transcript is spliced from 23 exons.
GGACAUCGUCACCCUGUCAGCAGAUAGGAAAUGGCGAGGCGAAGCGGCCUCACCGACGCUGCGAGUGUAAGAGCGAGAGCCCCGGUUGUUUAACUCGGUUGACCGCCCGGACGUUUUCAUGGUGGACUAAGGCCGAGCUUGUUCGAGCCCAUGGAGCCCCAUGAGGAGAAGCCCAUCAUCUACACGAUGGAGAACAAACCCAUAGUGACGUGUGCCGGGGACCAGACGCUCUUCACAGGUCUCUACAGUUUGCUGGCACAGCAGCUGCCCAGAGAGCCAAUGGAGUGGAGAAGGUCGUAUGGGCGAGCACCAAAGAUGAUCCACCUAGAGGCUAAUUUUGUGCAGUUCAAAGAGGAGCUGCUCCCUAAAGAGGGGAACAAAGCUCUUCUUACAUUCCCCUUCCUGCACAUCUACUGGACUGACUGCUGCGAUACAGAGACCUAUAAAGCCUCCGUGAAGGAGGAUAUGCAGCGGUGGCAGGGCGUCCUGCGGCUGCACGGCUCCUCAGACUGGCUCAUCGUGGUGGUGGAGAGCGACGGAAAGAAGAAGAACAAAACCAACAUCCUGCCCCGCACCUCCAUCAUGGACAAGAUCCGCAACGACUUCUGCAACAAGCAAAGCGACAGGUGUGUUGCCCUGUCGGACCCCCUGAGGGAAUCUACUCGCUCUCAGGAGUCGUGGAGCUCGUUCCUGACGAAGCUGCGCACUCUGCUUCUCAUGUCCUUUACUAAGAACCUGGGUCGCUUUGAAGACGACAUGCGUACGCUCAGAGAGAAACGUACCGAGCCUGGCUGGAGCUUCUGUGAUUACUUCAUGGUCCAGGAGGAGUUGGCGUUUGUGUUUGAGAUGCUACAGCAGUAUGAAGAUGCCCUCGUCCAGUACGAUGAACUGGAUGCUCUCUUCACCCAGUAUGUGCUCAACUUUGGAGCCGGAGAUGGAGCGAACUGGCUGGGUUCGUUUUGCCAGCCGGUGCGGAGCUGGAACGGGCUGCUCCUGCGCAGACCCAUAGACAUGGAGAAGCGGGAGCUGAUCCAGCGCAGUGAAGCCAGCCUGCUUGACCUGCGCAGCUACCUCUUCUCCCGCCAGUGCACUCUGCUUAUCUUCCUGCAGAGGCCAUGGGAGGUCACGCAGAGGGCACUGGAGCUGCUACACAACUGCGUCCAGGAGCUGCGUCUGCUGGAGGUAUCAGUUGUUCAGGGGGCACUGGAUUGCUGGGUGUUCCUCAGCUGUUUGGAGGUGCUGCACAGGAUUGAAGGCUGCUGCGAUCGCGCCCAGCUGGAAGCAAAUUUCUCACACACUGUAGGCCUCUGGACGUACGCUACUGAGAAGUUAAAAUCCCUGGGCUACAUGUGUGGUCUAGUCUCGGAGAACGGGCCCAACUCUGAGGAGCUGAACCGCACUGUGGACCUGCUGGCAGGCCUGGGGGCAGAGAGACCGGAGACAGCUAACAGUCCUCAAAGCCCAUAUAAAAAGCUCAAAGAAGCCCUAUCAUCUGUGGAAUCGUUUGAAAAACACUAUCUGGAGCUGUCCCACGCUGCUCUGGAGAUGUACAGAGCUAUCGGGAGGAUGCGCUCAGCUCGGCUGGUGGGGAAGAGCCUUGCUGAGUUCUACAUGAGGAAAGGCGAUGCUCAGACAGCACAGACCUUUCUGCUGGACUCUCUGAAGUCGUACACGUCCGAAGGCUGGAGCUUGCCGGUGACGCACACACGCAAGCAGAUUGCGGAGUGUCAGAAACAGCUCCAGCAGACAGAGGAUUACCUGCAGACGAGUGCCCUGCUGGCCAGUGAUGCCAACCUAACGGACGAAGAGAGGAAGCACUACUGCCAGGAAAUUCUCACAUUCGCUAAUCAAGCCUCAGAAAACAAAGAUCAGCGCGUGGCUCUAAGCAUGAGCUCGUUCGCGCAGCUCCGGGAGCUGCGGUUCCAACCCGCCGCAGCGACGGUACACGUGGGCGCCGCCCUGCAGUUGGAGCUGCGUCUCUGCAGCCUGAUGCCUGUACCCGUGCGGCUGGAGCAGGUGGCGGCCAGCGUCCAUUUCUCAUUGGAGCAGCCGGGCACGCGGCCCGGACCUGUGGGCUCCCAGCGGCGCACAGGAGUCAGCCCUGAUGGUACAGUCACCUUCCCAGCCACAAGCCCUUCCUACGGGCCGCCACAGAGUUCAGCUGCUGCUGCACUGGAGCUGUACGAGAUGCAGGACCGCAGCCCCUCAGACAACACGCUCAACUCAACCGGAGUCAUGUGCAAGAACGUUCACCUGCUGCUGCGGAGCAACGACAGCACUACAUCCCUGGACAUGCCUAGAGGCUCAGCGUCUGCCCUCACCAUGGAGGACGGAGCACAGAUGCUGAAGACGAAUGACGUGACCUUGUUGCCCGGCAGCAACAGCAUCGUCUUCAGUGCACCAAGUAUGCAGGCUGGCACAUACACUCUGCGGCAGUUGUGUGCGACAGUGGGACGGGUGCAGUUUGUGUUGCCCCACAUUUAUCCCAUCGUGCAGUAUGACGUCUACUCUCAAGAGCCUCAGCUGACCAUUGAGCCGCUCACAGAUAACCUGCUGGCAGGUCUCCCUCAGCGGGUGAAGUUCACUAUCGUAACGGGCCACUACACAGUGAAGAAGGGUGAUGCCCUGCAGCUGACCAACUCCACCUCCAUGCCCAUCCUGCACUCCUCUUCCUGCUCUGCCUGCAUCCUCUCCAGCACUGAAGAGCUGGUGGGGGAAGCUGCGCUGUCCAUCCAGGCCUCAGAGAAGGUGACGAGUAUCUCUCUGCCCCCGACUCCACCCUACCACAUCUUAGAGUUCCAGCUGGAGGUGCUGUGCCACAUCCCACCAUCCCCUACGCGGGCUGAGAGUGAGCGUCUUACUAAUGGAGAGGUCCGCCACCGACCCAAGAGCCGCACGCGCUACAACAGCGGCAUGGCCUCUAUCGACCAGAAGGUAUCUAUUGAUUGUCCCUGGUCUAUUUACUCCAUCCUCAUCUCCCUCACCUUCUACACACCCUUCAGAGCCAAGCACUCACUACUGUCUGCUGGGAAAAGGAAGUACAUCCAAGUGUGUCUCCAAAACGUAUCGGACACAAACUUCUGCAUCGCCAAUCAGACGCUCACAGAGCUUCAGCACACGCCCUCACUGGAGCUGCUCUCUCUCAAUGCUAAAUCACGCCAGCUGGUGUACAGUAAGCAGUGUUUGUACAGUCUGUGGGAGAUGAAGUGGAGCAGGGAGACAUUGCCACCAUGUUUGCAGUGUGUUUUUAAUGCCAGCUUCUCACCAGCUGAUGCUCCAGACACAGCACUCAAACCCUACAGCUACGAGUUUCAGCUGGAGAGAGUCUCGACACUGUACACUGUGAAGGCAGAUAUCCAGCCUGCGGUGGGGGAGGAGCAGUGCCGCGCCGGCUCCCUCUGUCGGCUGGAGGUAUCGAUCACGCGUUUGACGGACGCUACUGAGGCGGAGAGAGAGGAUGAGGAAGCCAUAGAGACUGAAGGUCUCCGAACAACCAAACUCAUGUAUGAGGUGGUGGAUAACAGCAGUCACUGGGCAGUGUGUGGGAAGAGUUCAGGCUUGGUGUCCAUGCCCGUAGCAGCAAUGGCAACGCACAAAGUUCAGAUGGAGGUCAUGCCGUUGUUUGCGGGCAAACUGCCCUUUCCCAGCAUCAAAGUGUUUAAGUACCUGCCCCAUACUGCUCCACCCAUGACCCAGCCUGACACAGACUCCUGCCUAGAGAACGACAACCUCUCCCUACUGGACAAAGGUCUGGAGGACCAGGCGGACACGGCCAGCCUCCGCAGUCGAGGAAGUGUCCACUCCCUGGGCAGCAGUGAUCACCAGCAGCAGCAGAGGAGUGUGCCCAUGCCCAGGCUGGAUCCCUUCAGCCCGGGGCAGGUGUUUAACUGCAGCCUGACUCGCCAGGUCCUGGUGCUGCCCAGCACGGACGACCACGUGCUAGAGGUCAACGUCACAUGACGCCAAUGGAAGGCCCCGCCCCGCCUGGUUCUGGACCCUGGUUUCUGUGAUCUGACUGGACAGGAGACAGGGGUAGAGAGGGGCACUGGUGCGGGGCAGUGGGGCAUCCCUAUCUCUGGACUCAGUGGACGGACGUUGGACGUCGGGCCGGACUAAACACAAACACCCAAAAAAGAGUUUUAAAAAAAAAUCAUCGCUGGAGCCUGAGAAUCCGUUUGCUGUCUUAUCGUUUCUGUCUUACUCGUCCGUACUGUUUUCUGCUCGUUCCAUCACUGGGAGAUGGGUUCUGACUGGAAAGCCAACUGUCUCUCUCUCACCUUUUCCAAAGCCCCAGUCUAUCUCUCUCUUUCUCUCUCUCUCCCCCCCCCUCAAAACCCAACUCAAAAUCUCUCCUUUCUCCUUACUCUCUCUAUUUAUCUCUGUCAUUAAGCAGCCUUGGACUUCCCGUGAUGCCUUGCUGCCUCUCGCCUCCCCACUUUGAACUUCCUCCUCCAGAGGAAGUCUGCAUUACUACAACUGUGACCGAGUCACACUAGCUAAGAUUCUCUCUCUUUCUCACACAGAGAGUGUGCGAGUGAAAGUGCUGAACAUGGUGUACUGUUUCUGACCCCGGGCUCACAUGCAUGUAUGCCCUUCCCAAUCCUGAUCAAGGCCUGCGAUCGGCCGAGGAGGGACAAAGAGGAGGCUAAGUCCUGCUGGAUUCUUUACUGUUUAGAAUCGCCCUGCUUGCUCAUGCUGCUCCACCGUGCUUUAUGUCCAGUGUUGCUGUGUGUGUGCGCGUGUGCGCUCGUGCACAUUUGCGGAAUUCUUCAAAAUAAAUGUGCCAGAAAGGGUUCAGUGCCAUAGAGAAGCUAGCUUAAUGGGAAGGUUCUUUAAAGAAUCCGUUUUGUGAAUGAGUUGAGCAUGUGUGGAAGCUUUAUAAAGCCGCAAACUAUUCCGGAGUCUUUAUUUUUAAGUGUGUGGGUGUGUGCAGACCUGAGAAAGGGGAAAUGGUACGCUGGAGCAGCGACUCCAGAAUACCUAGAUGUGCGCACACACUCUGGUCCUGCUGGAUCACAGUCUCUGGCCCUGUACAUGGUGUUAAAUAUCAAAAUAGUACUGAAUAAUCAGUCGCUGUCACAACUGCAUUGGCUGCACCAAAUACUGACAGAGAGGAAGUGGGAGACUCUGAAGCUGAAGAGGUAAUUACUUUUUUCCAUCAGACAAAUUUUGCCUUGUUUUUCUUUUUCAUUUUGUUCAUUUGUAGCUCAGGCUUUCCUUCACUGUUGUGCCAUUACUGUAGUUUUCAUUCAACUAUUUUUCAUUCAACUCAGUUGCAGCUUCAUUUCUAUGGAGAAUAUACAGACUAUCACAGGUUUGGAAACUGUGUGCGCGUGUCCCCCCAAUAAAAGCAGAACCCCAGUAACUGUUGCACAUCAAGCCAAUUGGCAUAUUUUGUUUUACACAGCAAUGAGUUAAAAACUUACCAAAGUACAAUCCAGAUUCUAGUCACAAGUAACCAAGUGUAAACAGGGUUUUAGAUGCUGCCGCUUGCCUGUUUUUCCCCAGAGGGAACUGACUUAAUUUGUUGCCUAAUCUGUAGAUCCCACCCUAUAACAAAUGCUACUUUAGAUUAAAAAAAAAUCAGUGAGUUCCUGUUUACCUGUAAGUUCAAUGGUUUUAAAUGUUAUGGCUCCUAAUGUUAGGAAGUGGAAAUGUUCUAGAAGUAUAUACUAUAUUACUGGUGUGCCACCACAGGAAAUCUAGUAUUUGAGCUCUGUGACCUCAGCCUGUCUCUCAUAGCAUCUAUGUGGAUGAACAGCUUGUGUAUUUUUAUCGUGAUGCAACAUCAAACUUGCCCUUUCAGGAGUUCUUUAGUAUUCUCUAUGCAGCCUCAGAGUCUGAUUGCUAUAGAUCACGACUGUUUGCCGCCUUUACAUCUGACAGCACACUUGUGACAUUCCAAUUACGCCUGUGUGACAGUACUCCUGAAAAGGGCUAAGCACAUAACGCCAGUCAUUUGAGUCUAUUUUUGUAUGAUGGCGCUGGUGUGAGGUGUGCGUCUGAAUAUUUGUAUGUUUUUGAGUGAGGUAAACGUACAGCACUAAGCGAUUGGGGUAAUUAGCGAGCAACGGUUGAAGAUUUUGGGGGUAGCUAAAACUGAAGCAAGCGAAGCGUGGGUCCCACAGCGCUGUAAAAGUGGGUUAAUUGUGACGGGCGUUUGCCAGAGGCCAAGUUAGGAGGGAGACAGUAAUUGCGACUUUGCUAAAGCUGAGUGUCAAGGUGUUUAGCUUGAGGGUUGUUUUUUUUUUUUUGCGCACUAAUGAUGAGAAGGGCCUGUGAAGGCUGAAGGCCUGAGGCUGUGUUCCAAAUAGCAGGAAGCACCCAGUUCCCUACUUUCCAGUGUUCUGAAUGGAUGAUAUGGUGUAGAUGGGAUUAUUCAUUGUUGCCACCUGUUAGUUUGGGAGGGUUAAAAAAAAAGGAAAAAAAAAAAAGACAAAAAAUGAAAAGCAAAAAUCACAGGGCUUUGUAUCACUGUUGCUUAUGUGUGCGCUUCAUUGCAGCUUAUGAUGAUUUUUUUUUAUGCACAGUCUUGUAUUUAUUCUGUGAUUCUUAUCCAUCUCUGAAUAAUCCAGGGGUUGCUUCUAUUAAACUUCAGAGUAAGAGUGAUUUUUCUCCCUCCAGUCCUGAUGUGUAUGAUCAUACAGAACUGAGAAAAGGGCAGAGCUGAUCUUUUGCACUCUUACUUCAUACAUAUGGGAGGAGGAUGUUAAAGGGAGACGGUAGCCUUUCAGUUGUUUCUCACACUUGCAGCAGCAGCAGAAGGACUUUGGGCCUACAGCAUGUGAAACACUGGGUCAGCCAACAACGUCAAUUUUCACACGCUCUUUGUAAAUUAUUCCAUCAGUUGAGCACCACAGAUUGUAUUUAGAUUAAUUAUUUAAAUUAAAAGAAUAUGUACGCAUUAUACAAUAAAAAUUAUACAUAUGUUUUAAAGAGA